Molecule: messenger RNA, 1340 nt
Organism: Durio zibethinus
Lineage: Eukaryota; Viridiplantae; Streptophyta; Magnoliopsida; Malvales; Malvaceae
Source: RefSeq, a predicted model, not a curated record
AUGACAGAAUUAUUGGUAGAAAAGCUCAACCACCGCAAAAGGAAGAAACCUAAAGGACCGACAGAGGAGGAUAACGUCCAACAGGCCUUAAGCACUUCCAACAAAAAGCUGCCUGCCAUGGGAAAACAUCAAGUUACUUGCGUCUUACUCUUCUCUGUCAUUGCCUCCCUCGGCCUUGUCUCCUUCACCUCAUGCCUUGUUGCUGAGGCUAAGAGACCCAAGAAGGGUGAUCUCAAACUGGAUAGAAAUCUGUGUUUCAUACCUGCGAGUCAUGCCUUUGGAUUCGGAGUUGCAGCAUUAAUCUGUCUCUCAAUCGCUCAAAUCAUAGGGAACAUAGUAGUCUGUGCAUAUUACUGGUCGAGACGAAAGGCUAAGAAACCAAUUCUUACUGCAAUUCUCCUAGCAUUUUCCUGCUUCGGUUCUUGCAGGAUCAGCUUUGGAGUUGUGGCUAUCUUAAUAAGCGCGGCCACGAUUAUGAGCAGAGAACAACCCUAUGGAGAAGGGUGGUUGGACGGUGAAUGCUACAGAGUUAGAGACGGAGUGUACAUAAGCUCUGGGGUUUUAAGCCUGGCUACCGUGCUGGACCUGCUUGGGGCAGCCGCCAUGAUGAUAUGGAUGAAUCAAGUUGAUCAAGGCCAUAAAGUGUGUGCACAGAAUGCGUGAAGAAAACAAAGUAACCAGUGAUAGACUCGGGAUUUUUGGAGGCUUAGUUUCAAGAGAAACGAUGGGUUUUGAACUCUGAAAGAAACAAUCAAUACCACAACUGAUAACAAAGUCAAACAACUGAACAGUGCAGAGUACAGAAGCCAAAAGGCCCAACCGAAGGCUUCAAAAGCAAUACUAGAAUUCUUUUCCAACUUGAUAUUUGAUAUACAGAACAAAGGACAAUGAGUCAGGGCCCAAAGGGGAUGGCCCACUACCCACUCCAGUUCUUCGGCCCCUUCCUAAAGUCAGAAGAACAAAAAUAUAAGAGAUGGUUCUUUUGCAUAUAUUCCCCACAAAAGUUAGUUGAUGAUGUAGAUAGACCCUCCACCACGAUAGUGAAUUUAAUUUAAUCCAGAUCUUAUAAAUGUUUUCCCUAUUCAAGCAAACUAAAGCGCCAAUUUUUUUUUUUAAGCUUCUUGGGAUCUACCUACUAAAGCUGGCUCCCUGGUCAACAAAUUGAAGUCCCAUACCACUAUACUUGGGGUUUAAUUAAAGAUUUUCAAACGUCUAUGCAGCAACAAAAAAAGAAAAACAAAAACAAAAAACAAAAACAAUAGCACGCCCUGAGAAGAAAAAGCUAAUGACAAUGAAACUUGGGACGGUUCAGAGUUCUCUCCAACAACGUUUUAUAAUGG